AUGGUCCUGCUCUCCUCCAACUCGUCCUCCUCAUCAAUCUCCAUUCUAUCCCUAACAUCCUCCUCCAAGACUUCACUCGAUCCAUAUCCAGCCGCUCCUCUAGCCUCAGAUCCGUCUCUCGUCCCAUCCAAGUACCUCGCAGAGGACUGCUGCCCGCCCACAGCUCACGCGACUGGCGUCGACCUUCGUGCGAGCAUACCACCCCCUGCACCUGCUCUGCUCGUUCGAGCACCUCCUAGUCAGCUCAUGGAUGCGCCUGCUCGAGCUGCCUUGGGGAUGCCCAACUCGUCCACAGCUGCGAGUCAAGCCAGAGCGGUGAGAGGUGAACCUGUCACGCCCGAGUAUGAGGUCAACGAUUAUCUAUCGGAUCGGAAUGAUGGAGAAUCUCAGCCGUUGCUCUUAGCACCCACGGCAGUCCGACCGGGUCUGUCGAGAUCCUCGUCAAACGGCUCAACAUCUUCUGCCAGGAAUGCUCUGAGGAGGAUAUUCAUCGAUCGCAGUAAUACGCCGUCGCAGCAUCUCUCACGUCCAACAUUCCCACCUCCCUCCCUGACGACCUAUUCACCUCUUCCCACUCGACCUCUGAGCAUACUGGCCAAGAUCAAUCUCUUCAUCAAUCAGUCCAUUUCUGUCGGUCUCUCGACGUUCUUCCUCGCCUUCGUCGUCCUUUGGGCCAUGACCGCGGAAGUUGUCAAGGCUCUGCCUAAAUGGCUGAGACCCGUCAAAGCCAAGAGAUUUCCAUGGGACGAUGAUAGGUAUUGGAAGAAGGAGGGACGGAAAGUGUCUAAAGAGCCAAAAGACUAUGCGAGACAGAUCGGCAUGGAUAUAGAGAACCAGGUGGUGGAAACGGAGGACGGGUAUUUGCUGAGGAUGCACCGGGUCAUUGAUCCUGAAGCUCAACCGCGGAGCGAUGGACGAGGCGGAUUCCCUGUACUCAUCCUUCACGGCCUCUUCCAGUGCUCUGGGUCAUUUGUCACCUCUGAGGAGAGAUCCCUGGCGUUCUGGCUGGCCAAACAAGGAGGGUAUCAGGUUUAUCUAGGCAACACACGGGGGAUCUUCGACAUGGGUCACAAGAGCUUUUCGCGGAAUGACCCGAGAUUCUGGGACUGGACGAUUCGCGAAUUGGCCAUGUACGAUCUCCCAGCGUUGGUCGAUCACGUUUGCAAAGAAACCGGCUACGAAAAGAUCGCCUUUAUCGGCCACUCCCAAGGCAAUGGUCUCACGUUCAUCUCUCUAUCCCUCGGCAUGUGCCCAUCACUCGGCACCAAGAUGUCAGUCUUCAUCGCUUUGGCUCCGGCUGUGUAUGCUGGACCUCUGACGACCGGAUUUCCAUUCACCACAUUGAACCAACUCGAAUGGAGCACCUGGAAGCGUUUCUUCGGCGUCCUUGACUUUAUCCCUCUGAUGCGGUGGGCAUAUGACUACGCACCACCAUCGCUGUUUGCUGCGCUAGGAUAUACCAUGUUUGCUUUCCUCUUCUCUUGGACCGAUACGAACUGGCUGCAUCGCCGCAAGACCAAAAUGUUCCGUUUCACACCUACUCCCGUCAGCUCUGCCAGCAUCUUUUGGUGGUGCGGCAAGGGCGGGUUCGCAGAUCGGAAAUGUACCCUUGACGAUACGUUGGAGAGGUGGUUUGACGAUCGAUUUCCAUCUCUGUCGAUCUACCACGGCGGCAAAGACUAUCUUGUGCUCGCUGAGCCUCUUUUGGAGAGGCUGAAGCACAAGGAGAAGGACGUCAAGGUGAUCAAGGUGACCAAAUUGGACGAAUCAGAGCAUUGCGACUUUUACUGGGCAGCCGAGGCUGUAGAAUGGGCAUACAUGUCCUUCCUAGACGAUAUCGAGUCCACUCGACCCAAGUAUCCCGAAGAGAUGCAAGAGGGCUCGGAACAACAGCAUUGA
Molecule: messenger RNA, 1899 nt
Organism: Kockovaella imperatae
Lineage: Eukaryota; Fungi; Basidiomycota; Tremellomycetes; Tremellales; Cuniculitremaceae
Product: Alpha/Beta hydrolase protein
Exons: 8
Coding region: 1-1899 (632 amino acids)
Biological process (GO): lipid metabolic process
Source: RefSeq, a predicted model, not a curated record